AGGGUCCUCCGUCCUCGAGUCCUCAACCCCUCCUGUCCUUCUCAGUUCCCGAGAAAGAAACGAUCUCACGCGAAAGAGGAUUUGGUUAACGACAAAUACUACAUAUUAUGAAGGUGUGUUUGUCUUUUUGUUUGAUUUCGUAAAUUGGAAAGUUCGAACUAUCACAAUAGGGAGCACGUUUCCGGGUUUUUUUUUACUCAGGCUCGAGUCGCGAGAACUUCCUCGUUCAGCAACACCGACACUGAGCAGCAUGUUGACGCUACGCAGCCUUGCUGCUCACUUGUCGCUGAUACCUGCCUCAGGUAACAUGAUCAUGCACCGUCUCAGUGCCCCAGGUUCGAUACACCGGCCUGGCGUUACAUCGCUGUUCGGGAGCAACGGUCCUUUGCUGGGACAAGCUGUCACGCUCUCCCGUCAGUUACACAGAGAGACACCGGACGUGGAGGUGGAUCUACGGCAGCUGGACGGUGAAGACUCCGGUAUAGCUGAAGUGUUGAUGUGUCGGCAGAAAGCCAGGAACGCUCUAGGGAAUGUGUUUGUGUCUCAGAUGAGGGAGAUAGUGGCGUGUGUGUCCUGUGAUGCGGCUGUCCGUGUGCUGGUCUUCAGGAGUCUGCUUCCAGGCGUGUUCUGUGCAGGGGCAGAUCUGAAGGAGAGAGCUCAGAUGAACAACACACAGUCUGACCUGUUUGUUCACGGCCUGCGCUCACUGAUGAUGGAGAUAGCCUCGUUGCCCAUGCCGACCGUAGCAGCGCUGGACGGUGUGGCCCUGGGAGGGGGUCUGGAGCUGGCCCUGGCCUGUGACCUCCGCACCGCCGCCUACUCUGCACAGAUGGGUCUGAUUGAGACGACACGAGGGCUGCUCCCAGGAGCUGGGGGCAGUCAGCGCCUGCCGAGAGCUGUGGGUGUUGCUGUUGCCAAGGAGAUGAUUUUCACAGGUUUGAGGGUAGGGGGCCAGAGAGCGGAGGAGCUGGGUCUGGUGAACCGGGCCGUGCCCCAGAACCAGACUGGAGACGCAGCAUACAGGGAGGCGGUCAGCCUGGCCCGGGAGAUCCUACCCCAGGCUCCCAUCGCUGUGAGGAUGGCCAAGGAGGCCAUGAACAGAGGCAUAGAGGUGGACUCCACCACAGGCAUGGCUAUAGAGAGGAUGUGCUAUGCCCAGGUCAUACCAACUCGAGAUAGACAGGAGGGCAUGGCAGCCUUCAUAGAGAAGAGACCACCUCAUUACACUGGAGAGUAACACACACACACUAUAACCACUUUCGAGUAACACAUCCACUAUAACUUAAGUAGAAAAAUACACACUAAACACACACACACUAACCUCUCAUAUCCAUCCACCCAGUCCAACUAAGGAAAUGUCUAAGAAGUUUAAAUAAAUAUUGUCAAAUAAGAUUAUCACUAAUAAAAUGUUUUUCACAUAACUAUCACUUGCAA
Osmerus eperlanus (European smelt) is the source of this 1434-nucleotide messenger RNA. RefSeq names its product enoyl CoA hydratase domain containing 2 (gene echdc2). The transcript is spliced from 11 exons. NCBI's taxonomy places the organism in Eukaryota, Metazoa, Chordata, Actinopteri, Osmeriformes, Osmeridae. The record is from RefSeq and is a predicted model, not a curated record. Gene Ontology annotation, molecular function: catalytic activity. Gene Ontology annotation, biological process: fatty acid beta-oxidation. Gene Ontology annotation, cellular component: mitochondrion. The coding region runs from base 251 to 1237 and encodes 328 amino acids.